AUGGCCUCCAACUCCAAGAAAAGCAUGAGUUCAAGCAAAGGUUUCCUUGCCACCACAGCCUCCAUUGCUGCCUCAGCCAUGCUGGCACGCUCCCUCUACUAUGAAUUCGUCCCCGAAGAAGUUCGAAAGUCAAUGUUCUCUCAAAUAAAAAUCUUCCAUAACCUUCUCUCUCGCGAAUUCUCCAUGGUCAUUCAUGACAAGGAAGGACUAACUACCAACAAUGUUUACAAAGCUUCAAUGACUUACCUCAGUUCUUUAGUAUCACACUCCACACAACGUGUUCGAGUGAAGCAAUUCGACGAUGAUAAAAGUUUAGUCAUCUCAUUGGAUUCUGGCCAAAAAAUUAUCGAUGUAUUUGAAGGGAUCCAAUUCAAAUGGUGUUUGUAUUGCUCACGGAACAAUGUGACUUCUAAGGAUAGUGACGGAAAUUUAAGUUUCAUGUUAUCGAAUUCAUAUUCUCUUGAACUCUCAUGCAAGAAAGAACACAAAGACAAGGCUUUGGAUGUCUACCUCCCAUGGAUAAUGAACUGGUGGAAUAACACCAAAAACCAAAAUACCAUCCUCAAGCUUUUCCUCAAUAGUUAUGAAGAUUGGAGUUCUGUUAAUCUCCAUCAUCCUGCCACCUUUGACACAAUUGCCAUGGAUCCAGAGCUUAAGAGAACAAUAAUUGAUGAUUUAUCCAAAUUCAAAAAAGGUAAAGAUUAUUAUAAGAGCAUUGGUAAGACUUGGAAGCGUGGUUAUUUGUUAUAUGGUCCACCAGGGACCGGUAAAUCUAGUUUGGUUGCAGCUAUUGCCAACUUCCUCAAUUAUAAUAUUUAUGAUCUUGAUCUUGCUCAAGUCCAAGGUAAUUUACAACUAAAAGGAUUGCUAAUUGAGAUGACUAACAAGUCAGUAAUAGUGAUUGAAGAUAUUGAUUGUUCAAUACCAAUCAAGAACAGAGAUAGUAAGGACUCUUAUAGUUACAGACCAAAGGUAACUUUGUCAGGUUUAUUAAAUUUUGUUGAUGGUCUUUGGUCAAGUUGUUCAGAAGAAAGAAUAAUAAUUUUCACAACCAAUUAUAAAGAGCAACUUGAUCCUGCAUUAUUAAGGGCUGGUAGAAUGGAUAUGCACAUUUAUAUGGGAUAUUGCAGUCCUUCCAUGUUUAGGACCUUGGUCUUCAACUAUCACCACAUUGAGCAUCACUCAUUAUUUGAACAGAUUGAAGCAUUGAUUAAAGAUCUUGAAAUCACUCCUGCUACAAUUUCUGAACAUUUACUAAGGAGUGAUGAUGUUGAUGUUGCACUUCAAGAACUCCUCAAAUUUCUUCAACUCAGUAAACAGGAAGCUCUUGAUAAAGAAAAUGAGAAAAAUAAAAAGAAUGCCGGGAAAAAGGAUGAUAAAAAGAAGAAAAAGAAGGAAAAGAAAAAUGUCAAAAAUGACUCCGAUACUGAUGACAACAACGACGAUGAUGACUCCGAUACUGAUGACGACGACGAUGAUUUUUAG
Dioscorea cayenensis subsp. rotundata (Guinea yam) is the source of this 1485-nucleotide messenger RNA. Its product is annotated as AAA-ATPase At3g50940-like. Lineage: Eukaryota; Viridiplantae; Streptophyta; Magnoliopsida; Dioscoreales; Dioscoreaceae. The transcript has 3 exons. The coding region runs from base 1 to 1485 and encodes 494 amino acids. Gene Ontology annotation, molecular function: ATP hydrolysis activity; ATP binding. The record is from RefSeq and is a predicted model, not a curated record.